UUUAUGACCAACUUCUUUAUAAGUCUAAACUGAGCGAUAAUCAUUAAAAGUAUCUUUUUAAGAUGAUAGUAAGGAAGCUCCACAGGCUGGCGAGAUGUAUAGAGGUCAGUCAAGAGGUGAAAAGUGCCCUGGAUGCCAGGAGACCUGUAGUGGCCCUAGAGAGCACAAUAAUCACUCAUGGAAUGCCGUACCCCCACAAUGAAGAGACAUCGCUUCAGGUAGAAAACAUCAUACGGGAACAAAAUGCUGUUCCUGCUACAAUCGCCAGUUAUUAG
Messenger RNA from Homalodisca vitripennis (glassy-winged sharpshooter), 275 nucleotides. RefSeq names its product pseudouridine-5'-phosphate glycosidase-like. The record is from RefSeq and is a predicted model, not a curated record. Lineage: Eukaryota; Metazoa; Arthropoda; Insecta; Hemiptera; Cicadellidae. The transcript has 3 exons. Bases 63 to 275 code for a protein of 70 amino acids. Gene Ontology annotation, molecular function: pseudouridylate synthase activity.